Molecule: messenger RNA, 693 nt
Organism: Pleurotus ostreatus (oyster mushroom)
Lineage: Eukaryota; Fungi; Basidiomycota; Agaricomycetes; Agaricales; Pleurotaceae
Exons: 3
Coding region: 1-693 (230 amino acids)
Source: RefSeq, a predicted model, not a curated record
AUGCCACCCCGCGCGAAGAAGCGCGACUACACGGCCCUCGAUGCGCUCGGCAUCGCGACCGGGGAGUACGUCUACCUCGUCACCAAGCACACCGAGCGCGCGCGCCACCUCCCCAACCUCACCCAGAUCCACGAACAAGGCUCGCAACAAUGGCUGCGCAUCGCGCCCGCCAUGCCCGCGCCCGGCGACCCAGCCUACGCCGCAAAGCGAGACGCCUUCUUCGCCGCCUGCGACCGCUACUGCAAGUGCGCCACGCCCGAGGACCCAGUACAGUCCGUCGUAGCCGUGCAGGCAGCCGGCUUCGCCAUGCAGACGUCCAUGGCCGAGAUCGAGGCCUUGCCAGACGCUGACCAAAGCUACGUCUACAAGAAAGCCAAAGACUACUCUUCCGAGAAAUGCCGGCAGCGGGAGGCAGAGCUCGGGAUCCCCAACCGCCCCAUCCCUCCCCCCACCAUCGCCACGUCCAACGCGUCCUUCCCCAUGAUCCCCUACCCGCCCGGCACCGUCGUCCAGUACCGCACCGCGGCGGGUGACACAGCGUACUGCACGAUCGUCGACUACGGCACGAGCCGCGUGCGCGGCGACUACUUCGUCAUCAGACACCGGGACGGCGGCGCAGAGGAGCACCUCACGAAGAAGCAGAUGUUCGAUCUCCUAGAUCGCUCGAUGGAUAUCUGUGAGCCCGAGAAGUAG